Lytechinus pictus (painted urchin) is the source of this 3593-nucleotide messenger RNA. RefSeq lists its product as uncharacterized. The transcript is spliced from 6 exons. NCBI's taxonomy places the organism in Eukaryota, Metazoa, Echinodermata, Echinoidea, Temnopleuroida, Toxopneustidae. Gene Ontology annotation, molecular function: ribonuclease P RNA binding; ribonuclease P activity. The coding region runs from base 119 to 1225 and encodes 368 amino acids. Gene Ontology annotation, biological process: tRNA 5'-leader removal. The record is from RefSeq and is a predicted model, not a curated record. Gene Ontology annotation, cellular component: nucleolar ribonuclease P complex; fibrillar center; ribonuclease MRP complex.
UUUACCAAUUCUGCGGACUCCGGCUUGGCUGUUUCGGCUCACCGACAGUAGCUGUAGCAACGUUUUCGACCGAACUUUCGCCCGACGACGCCCCGGGCUGCUCUGCUCAGGCGCUGGUAUGACCCACUCACACGUAUUGUUCAUUGCACCGGCUCGAGUCACCGACGAAGAUUGGGUUAACGUUAGGAUUCCUAUCCCUCAACAAAUAAGGCCACCUCUCCCGAGUGGAGUAACUCCAGAUAUUUUAUCAGAAAUUCAAAGAACAUUCCAGCCUUUGCAAUGCCUGCUUGGAAAACGAAAAUGCAAGAAUCGGAAACAGACCAAGAAACGAGAGGCAGAAAUGGAAAGUAAUCCAGAAAGAAGGAAAGAAGAACAAAAGAGAUCAGCACUAAGGUCACAACUUGCGCUUGGGGUCAACGAGGUCACCAGAUCGUUGGAGAAAGAUCAGCUCCAGCUUGUCAUGGUCUGUCGGUCAGCUAAGCCUGACCUUAUGACCUCUCACCUCCCGACCCUCAGUGCAACUCGAGGAUGUCCUGCCAUAGCAGUGUUUCAUCUCAGUAAUACCUUAUCUCCUCUCUUGAACAUGAAGACCGUCCUUGCCAUAGGUUUCAGAAAACCUUCUAAUGAUGAAGCAAAUCAAGACUUUGCAGGUCUUGUGUCUUAUGUCAGUGGAAAGUGUCCCGAUAUCAGCAUUCCCUGGAUGGACCUGAAGAACCUGCCUCUGGAGGAUCUAGCAGCAGAACUCUCCAAGGAUAUCUUCAGCCAUCAGAAGAAUCCCACCUUUGAUCCAGCUGCAUCAACUGGGGAGUCUAACACAGUUCGCAAAGACUCCCAGAUGGAAACACAAGUACAGGAAGGUACAGAAAGGACAGUUGGCACUGGGCUCGGCCAAAAAAGGGAAAGCAAUAUAGACAACCAAGCAGGAAUGACCAAAAACACAAUUGGAAGUACCGUGAAAGAAAGAGACUUGCUUGGAAAUCAAGUGGCCGAGAACCUCUGCCGAAGUGAGAACAUUGUCGGUGAUCCUCGUACACUACAAGCGCUAGCAACAAAGAAAAGGAAGCUGUCGGAAAUAGCCACCUCUCCUGGAAGCAAUGAUUCCAAGAGCAAGCGGAACAAGACGGCAAAGAUGCCGUACAAGCCUGCAAAUGUUAAGCAUGUCAAGGUUACUAGUAAAGCAUCAAAAGGGAAGAAAGGCAAAGGGAAAAGAGGUAAAAAGAAGUGAAUUAUGUUAAGAACAGCAAAGUUUAGAGUUCUUAUCCUUCUUUUUUUAUUUUAUGGACAGUGAAGAAUUAGACUAUGAUCACAAUUGAUUAAGUGCCUACCAUUUAUUAUAGGAUCAUCAUGAUUUGACAAGGCACUACAGAAGGGGCGAUUGUUUACAUUAGGUAAAACACACUGUGGCGCUAUAACACUACACAUACAAGAGCCGUAAAUACAUAUCCUGCAGCAUGAUGACAUUUGCUCCGGUGACAAUUCCAAAAUGGAAUGACUAACUUCAACACAGGAUUUAACACUAUACCCUACGCUAACCGCAAACCUAACGUCAAUCCAUAUUGUAACUAAGCUUGUAACCGAUUUUGCAAUCGGCAACCGAUUCCAUUCGAUUUCACCACAAUCGGCAAUCACUUGCCGAUCUUCGAUCAUGCCCCUUGAAGGAAAAAAUCGAAAAUAAAAAAUCGGCGUAGAUCUGGUUACAGUGCGUGAUCGCUCAGAACAUAUUUCAAGAUUGUUUUUGAGGUGCUAGCUAUUUAGAGGUCGCAUUAUUCAGGGAGAAAGACGCGGUAUUAUCUAUGGCGAUGUUUAAGAGGAUAAAUAUCUUCUCUUCCAACUCAUGGUGAUAGCGGAUGCCGCCGUGAACUUUGAAAGGUCGUAUUACCGACGGAGCUCACUGCGCUACUCUCUUACAUCGUUUAUGAUUAUAUACAUUUUAUUUUCAACCUCGUGGUGAUAGCGGAUGCCGCCGUGAACUUUGAAAGGUCGUAUUACCGACGGAGCUCACUGCGCUACACUCUUACCUCCUUUAUAAUGAUAUAAAUCUUCUCUUCAACCUCGUGGUGAUAGCGGACCCCGCCAUAAACUUUUAAAGACUGUACUAUUGACGGAGCUUACUACGUUACUCUCUUACAUCGUUUAUGAUGAUAUACAUUUUAUUUUCAACCUCGUGGUGAUAGCGGACCCCGCCGUGAACUUUUAAAGAUCGUGCUACUGACGGAGCUCAUUGCGUUACUCUCUUACAUCGUUUAUAAAGAUAUAAAUCUUCUCUUCAACCUCGUGGUGAUAGCGGACCCCGCCAUAAACUUUUAAAGACUGUACUAUUGACGGAGCUUAUUGCGUUGCUCUCUUACAUCGUUUAUGAUGAUAUUCAUUUUAUUUUCAACCUCGUGGUGAUAGCGUACCCCGCCGUGAACUUCAAAUUGAUUUGAAAACGCUAGCUACCCAAAACAUUUUAAUAACAUAUUUCAAAUCAUCGUGCGUGCUUGCGUCUUCUACUUCAUUUUAAUUGCACUUGCGACUUUAAGAUGAUGCGUCGUAAGAGAUCAUUCCAAUAAUUCUAAAUCGCUAGCACCUAAAAAUACUUCUAAAAGAUGUCCCGCCGAUCGUUCAUUAACCUGUGAUCUAUGAGAAAUAUUUUCAUUUUAUUUUCCUUUGCGCCUUUGCUCGGAAGAUGCGUCUUUCGUUUAUCUUUCUAAUAAAAAUCACUCGGUUUAUUUUAAAGCAAUAACACCUCAAAACCCCUGGCUUUAAAACAUGUUCCAAACGAUCGCGCAUGUUGGCGACUUCCAUUCCAAUGCAUUCGUCUUUGUGACUUUGUCAGGAAGAUGCGCGCGACCGCGAACAACAUUUUGAUGUCAUUAUUCCUUUGUUUUUAAACAUCGCCGAUUCGAUUUUCGAUUCGAUUUCGAUUUUAGAAGCUUAACUGCCGAUCCGAUUUUCGAUCUGAUUUUUGAUCCGAUUUACAACAUUAAUUGUAACCCGAACCCGAACCCUACAUCUAAGACGAAAUUAAGUCCGAGCAAUUUUUGCGGGAGCAAAUGUUGUGUCACCAUUUUUUAAAAUUGUCAAUGCCGUGUCAUUUGGGGUUUUAUUCAACAGAGUGUGUACUAAUACUUUUCAUUGAAAAAAUCUUUUACCAUUCCCCCUCUCCUUAAAGUAAGUUUUAAUGAACACUUCAUUGAAGUGUAGCAAAGAUUAUUGGUUUGAGGGCUUCUGUCAUGUAAUUAUAAAUUUUAUUUUCUGUUUCCAUUUCUGGUAACGUUGGAAUAAGUUCCAUGUCUCAAUAUUUGCAUCAAAUUUUACGACGUUUUAUUUCGAAAUCGGGUCGCAGACCAAUAGGAAUGUGUGUGGUGGCCUUUACGCAAGUAUUUUACUUGUAUUACAUGUAAGACUCUUUCCUUCAACGAAUUUUUUUUUUUUUUUAAUGUGUAGUCGUGGAAGUUGCAAUGCCAGCAUUCCCUGAUUUGAUUAUACAUAGAAAUUAAAGAGGUAAAGAUCUAGGAAAUGAGGAAAAUAAUAAUAAAAGAUGAAUGAUAUGAAGGAAGUAAGGUGCACAGAAUUUUCUGUGUUUUCAAUAAAGACAUUUAUUUAUGGAA